AGUUUUCAGCGGGCAGACCUGGGCCAUCUGGUCUGGGUCUGGAGGGACGGAGGCUUGGACACGCCUGACCUGAGCCCCCGUGGAGGGACCAUGGAGCCGGGGGACUCGACUGAGGGGUCGUCCUUGGAGUCUUCUCGUGGAAAAUCCCUCCCAGAAUCUGCUUGGUCAUGGAUUCCAAUGAUGAAGGACCCUGGAUGGAUUCGGAAUGUAUGGACUUCCAAUCUUAAUGCUCAAACCAUGAAUUACGUGGGACAGUUGGCCGGCCAAGUCUUUGUCACGGUCAAGGAGCUCUACAAGGGGUUGAACCCUGCAACGCUGUCCGGCUGCAUCGACAUCAUCGUGGUCCGCCAGCCCAAUGGCAACCUCCAGUGCUCGCCCUUCCAUGUGCGCUUCGGGAAGAUGGGGGUGCUGCGAUCUCGGGAGAAAGUGGUGGACAUUGAGAUCAAUGGUGAGAGCGUGGACCUGCACAUGAAGCUGGGGGACAAUGGGGAGGCCUUCUUUGUGCAGGAGAUGGACAACGGCCAGGAGGUGAUCCCCCUGCACCUGGCCACGUCCCCCAUCCUGUCAGAGGGCGCCAGCCGCAUGGAGGCCCAGCUGAAGCGCGGCGCCCUGGAGCGGGGGCGGGGGCUGGAGCCGGGCAGUGUGGCCCAGACCCAGGCGGCUGGCGAGCUGCUGAGUGUGAAGAAGCGGAGGAAAAGGAGGAGGAAGUGCCAGCUGGACAGCCUCAAGAGGGACGACGGCCUCCACACCUCGGAGGACGAGGACCUCUUCCCCAUCGAGAUGAGCUCUGAUGAGGACCUGGAGCCACCACUGGACAGGGCACUCGUUCACGAUGUGCCAACGUUCAGAGACGAAGCCCCCCUGGAAGGCCCUUCUCCGGCCCCGGGGUUCCCGCCCUCGCCAUGUUACUCUAGCUCGGACAGAGAGUGGGCCCUUCCGCAGAGCGAGCCUCUCGACUGCAAGCGGCUUCCCCCACACGUGGCGGUCGUGGCGGAGGGCGGCCUCUCGAACUCGUGCCCGCCGCAGUCUUCCCAUUUCCACUCCUCGGAAAGUCCUUCGGCCUCUCGUCCGUCCACGCCCAAGAGCGACUCGGAGCUGGUCAGCAAGUCCAUGGAGAGGGGCCUGCCGAAGAGCAACCCCGAGAUGCUGUGGCUGUGGGGGGAGCUGCCCCAGGCGGCCAAGACGGCGUCUCCACAUAAGGCGAAGGACGGGGCGAGCAGGAGCUUCUCAGAGAAGAUGCUCUUCCGGGUCAUCCAGAGCGAAUCCUCGGAGACUUUGAGCGACGUGUCGCCUUCGGCGGGCCACGGCGAGGCCCUGAGCCCGGAGGACGGCCCGGCCCUGCCCGAGGCGCCGGCCGGAGCGGAGCACGUCCAGGACGUCUCGGGCGCCCCCCCGGCCCCCCCGGAGGGUCCCCCCACAGCCCCCCCUGCUGCCAUGGAGCUCAGAAUUGAUGGUCCGGCCGCCAAUUCUCUCUCCAGGGAGGUCAUCGAGAAGAAACCGGAGAAGUUCAAAGUUCAGUGUCUGACGGACAUCAAGAACCUGUUUCUUCCUAACACGGAGCCCUUCUACGCUGCCUUUGGAAACCGGCCUGCUGACGUGUACUCUUACAAGCAAGUGGGAGUGACCCUGAAUCGAAUAUUCACCGUCAACCCCAAAGGCGAGCUGGUGCAGGAACACGCCAAGACCAACAUCUCCUCUUACGUCAGACUCUGCGAGGUGGUUGACCAUGUUUUCCCGUUACUGAAAAGAAGCCAUUCCUCAGACUUCCCUUGUUCGGACACGUUCAGUAACUUCACUUUUUGGAGAGAGCCCUUACCCCCUUUCGAGAAUCAGGACAUCCAUUCGGCCUCUGCCAACACGUACUGACAGCCCUGGGCAGCGCGGCAAAGGCCUGGCUCACCCCAUUAAAGGAUAAGCUUUGUGAAGAGUUCAGCCGGACGCGGGGCAUUGUAUUCAUUCGCUUAAAAAUAAUAAUAGUCAUUUAGAGCUGUUUUAUCCUUCCCGCUCCCCCAGCUUCCCUGGACACAGCAUUGCCGAGUGGCCCCUGACGGGUCUGUCUCGAGAGUUGGGGGAGCGUCGCUUUGCCCGCUGCGUGGAAAGGUUUCCUCGUGGGUCCCCGGCCGGGGCCGGGCACGUGUCCUCGCCUGCUGUGCCAGCCCUGCUCUUGUGCCUGCAGGCUCACGAAACCAAAGAAUGCCUCGCCAGAGGGUCUGUCGGAAUCGCUUCUGUCUUUGCCACGAAUCUCUGGGUGAUUCUGCCUCGUCCGGGGUGCGCGGUGCCCGUGAAACGUGGGCAAAGGAGUUUCGGAGUGUCGCGGAAGCUGUGCGGCCGAUUUCUGAGCCAGAAGAGGCGGUGCCCAGGCGAGGCCGCUCGCGGGGCGUCCUCCCUCCUGCUGGGAAGGGCACGCGCUUCAGGAACUUCUCUGUCCUUUUUUGUUUUCUGGGGGGCUGAACUUUGGCCACCUCUGCGCGGCGGUCCUCGUCUUUGGGUGUCAGCGAAAAGUUCUUCCUGCUUGUCUUCUGAGAGAGAAGCGGAUGCCGAGGGAGCCCCGACACUCCCACGUGUCUUUUUCUUCCUUGUCUCCCCAUCCUCCCUGGAGACCACCCGCCUCCGGGGAGCCUGAGCUCCUUUUGGAACGUGUCUGUCCUGGAUGCCCAGCAGCCUCAGGGGCCCUUUCUCAGGCCAUUCCCCGGCCCCCUUUGACCCGGGGUCUCCAUGUGCAAUAUUCCCAUUACAGUCAUUCUGUUGGGUUCAUGGGGUGACUGCGGCGCUCCCCCAAAAGGGCCCCAAACACAGCCUUGACCUGAAUGUAUGCCAAAGGAGGGUUUUCUCACCCUUGUUAAAGGAAACUCGCUUUCCUCUUGACAUAGUGGGAAGAGAGCGUCUGCGGGCGUCUUGGCACGCGUGGCUCGGGGCAUCUCCCUCCUCCUGGUGCUCCUGCGCAUCCUUGGGGGAUGGCGAGCCACCCGAGGGCGUUGGCAGUCAGAAUUUUGUUGUAAAGAAGUGGCCGCGCCCCCCCCCCCCCCAGCCACUGUCCGAUUCUCCAUCCCAGCCAGGCCUUGCCGAAUCCUCCCCCUCCUCAGUGAGGCGGCCGUGCUUGGGGGGCCCUCUCGGAUCUGGGUUCUUCGAUCACGGCGGGGGAAGAGAGUCUGGGACGCCGCAGCCCGCCUUCGGGCCAGCCCGAGCUGCCUGUCUCUGAGGACGUCUUGUGGGUGUAACGAGAGUUUCCCGGGGUGGCGGGGAUGCUUCCCACCUGGGCUGCACUAUUAGCGGAUGGAGAGAAGCCGGGGAUGGUUUCACCAAGUCUUUAUUCUUUCUGUGAAAGCGAGCCAUCGAGACGCCCCCCACCCCGGUGACUUCUCCUAGAAAGAGCCUUUUUCCCCCGGGAGUGGUCUGUCUAGACCCCCAGGUGUGCACACACAUGCUGGUCUCUGUAUGUGUACAUACACGUGUGCACACGGACAGGCGCUUCUCCCCUUGCCCUCCCGGUUCUCUGUGAGCGUCCCAGGCUUAGAAGGCCUCCAGCAGCCUCCGAGGACCCGGAGGGAGGGUGGAGAAGUUCCCAGGGCUGGCCAUGACCACCUCCGGAGCAAGAAGCGUGGCCACCAGCUCCAGCUUGGUUUGGAUUUCCCGGGGGUCCCCCCAACCCUUCAGAAUGGCGUUUGGGGGCGCUCCAUGUUGGGGGGGGGCCGUGCCAGCUGGGGAGGUGCUCUCUGGGCACAUCGUAGGGGAGCCCUCAUGGCCAUUACACGCGGCUUUAGAGAAGGAGGGAAGUGUGUGUUUUACACACUCACAGGACAGUAGGCACAAGGUGUGUUCUGCCCACGUGUACACGUGUGUAUCUGCACAUACACAGUGCCCAGGCUAUGCCGCCGUGUAAGCACAGGCCUGUGUACACGUGCAUGUGUGAGUGUUAGAGCGUGGCACCAUGUCUAAGCAGGCGAUGAGCGGUCACUCGGGCCAUCCCUGGCCACAGGCGCUCCCACAUCCCCCAAGGAACACUGUGCGCCUCCCUAAAGCACAAAGUCAGCAGAGCAGCCACUGCGCUCGCCCUGCCAUGGACGUGAAACGAGUCCGUCUCCCAGAGAGACGGGCCUUUGCCAUUGGCCCCCGUGCCCCGUGCCCACGUCUGUAUUCCCAAUAUUGCACUGUGCGGCUGCAGUGUGCGGCGAGAAACCAAAUCAUUGAUGUUAUUUUGUUGUGCUGCCUGUAAAGUUGGAAAAAAUGAUUUACAAUAAAUAAAAUGGAUGGAGGAAGCUAUGGA
Messenger RNA from Gracilinanus agilis (Agile Gracile Mouse Opossum), 4264 nucleotides. RefSeq names its product lipin 1 (gene LPIN1). Gene Ontology annotation, molecular function: transcription coactivator activity; phosphatidate phosphatase activity. NCBI's taxonomy places the organism in Eukaryota, Metazoa, Chordata, Mammalia, Didelphimorphia, Didelphidae. Gene Ontology annotation, cellular component: mitochondrial outer membrane; nucleus. The transcript is spliced from 12 exons. The record is from RefSeq and is a predicted model, not a curated record. Gene Ontology annotation, biological process: fatty acid catabolic process; triglyceride biosynthetic process; cellular response to insulin stimulus. Bases 91 to 1866 code for a protein of 591 amino acids.